Crotalus tigris (Tiger rattlesnake) is the source of this 8630-nucleotide messenger RNA. It is a transcript of the gene FBXO38, whose product is annotated as F-box protein 38. Gene Ontology annotation, molecular function: protein binding. Gene Ontology annotation, biological process: SCF-dependent proteasomal ubiquitin-dependent protein catabolic process; protein K48-linked ubiquitination. The record is from RefSeq and is a predicted model, not a curated record. Bases 540 to 4079 code for a protein of 1179 amino acids. Gene Ontology annotation, cellular component: cytoplasm; nucleus. The transcript has 22 exons. NCBI's taxonomy places the organism in Eukaryota, Metazoa, Chordata, Lepidosauria, Squamata, Viperidae.
UGUUGUGAGGCAGUGGGGAGGAAGCGUCUCCUGAGCUGGUAGGCGACCGGGGGAGAGGUUGGGAGUUGGUCGGCGCCGGUACUCCGGGGGAGGCCAGUUGACGGUUCGGCAGUCAAGGCUGUUUCUGCCGUUGCUUUCGAGGAGCUCCUACGGGAGACCUGUUUUGGGGGUCAGCGCUGAUUUCCGACCUUCCCCCUUUCCGGGCAGGAUGGUGAUACACCCCAGAGAUGGCAACCGAAGGGAGCAGCCUCUCCGAGGAUGGAUAACGCUCUUAAAUGACCAGCCAGGCCCUUUUGCCCGUGUCUUGUUGCCUUGAGCACCGCGGCCUACUUAUUACCGGCCUUGAGGAGCUGCCUUCCUGAUUUGUUUAGGCUUACACAGCUGUGGUUGAAGGUGGGACUUCGUCUUGUUGAUGACUUUCAGACGUGACAAGCAACUCUUUUGUGUCUUCCUCACUCCUGUUGUCUUAUUCUUAAGAAGAGAGAUGGUUUUACUGUUCUUAGAAGUGCAGUACCCUAUAAUCUGCAAGUACAAUCAAAAUGGGGCCUAGACGGAAAAAUGUGAAAGUGUAUUCCACAAACCGGGAAAGCCCUGUAUGCAUGAAAGCUGCUGAGCUGAAAGACUACAUGAACCAGCUUUCACAUGAAGUGCUUUGCCAUAUCUUUAGGUAUCUUCCCCUGCAGGAUAUCAUGUGCAUGGAAUGCCUCUCCCGGAAGUUAAAGGAAGCUGUCAUCUUGUAUCUAAGAGUAGUUAAAGUUGUGGAUCUCUGCGCAGGUCGCUGGUGGGAGUACAUGCCCACUGGAUUCACAGAUUCCAGCUUCCUAACCUUGCUGAAGAAAAUGCCAGACAUUGAGCAGCUGUAUGGCCUUCAUCCCAGGCACCUUGACAGACGUAGGGUUCGGGGUUAUGAAGCCUUCAGCAUUCCUGGGGUGCUAGAAGCUUUGCAGGCGUGCCCAAAUCUCUUGGGUGUUGAGACUUCCCAUUUGGAACUAGUAGAAGCCAUUUGGACAUACAUGCCCCAAGUUCACAUCCUAGGGAAGUUUCGUAAUCGUAAUGGUGCCUUCCCAAUUCCACCUGAAAAUAAAUUGAAAAUACCAAUAGGAGCUAAAAUUCAAACUUUGCACUUAGUAGGAGUUAAUGUCCCUGACAUUCCUUGUAUUCCAAUGCUGAGGCAUCUGUACCUGAAGUGGGUGAGACUCACCAAACCACAACCUUUUAAGGAUUUCCUUUGCAUCAGCUUACGCACUUUUGUCAUGAGAAAUUGUGCAGGACCCACAAACUCAUUGAAGUAUGUUCCCCUGGUCACUGGCUUAGCUUCUGCUCGAAACUUAGAACAUCUAGAAUUGGUUCGAGUUCCUUUUCUUGGAGGUCUCAUUCAGCAUGUUGUAGAAGACAGCUGGAGAUCUGGGGGCUUCAGAAAUUUGCACACUAUAGUUCUAGGCGCUUGUAAGAAUGCUUUGGAAGUUGAUCUUGGCUACCUCAUCAUAACUGCUGCACGAAGAUUGCAUGAAGUACGAAUUCAGCCUUCCUUAACCAAAGAUGGAGUAUUCUCUGCACUAAAAAUGGCAGAAUUGGAAUUUCCCCAGUUUGAAACACUACAUCUUGGAUAUGUUGAUGAGUUUUUGUUACAGUGUAAAAUGAUCAAUGCAGAUCUGGUGAAGUAUGGAUUAGCUGAUGUGGUUGAAAAUCCAGGCAUUAUCACAGACAUAGGAAUGAAAGCAGUAAACGAAGUCUUCUCUUCAAUUAAAUAUCUUGUCAUAUACAAUUGCCCUCAUUUACAUAAUCCAAAUAGCUGGAUCACAGAUCAUUCAAGAUGGACUCGGCUUUUUGAUCUCACCCUGGUGAGAUGCCAUGCAAUAAAACUAGACUCUUUUAGCCAGUUUAUUGAAUUACUACCAAGCCUGGAGUUUAUCUCUCUGGACCAGAUGUUUCGGGAACCACCCAAGGGUUGUGCUCGUGUAGGUCUGAGUGCAGGUACAGGAAUUGGAGUUUCCUCUGCUUUGGUGAGCAACCAGAAUUCCAACAAUGAAAAUGACAACAAUAAUAACCACCAAAACAAUAAUGCCAAUAUACACCAUAAUAACCACCAGCAACCAAAUGAUCAAAAUGAAGAGAAUGAAUUGCGACAGGAGGAGCAGAUGGAGGAACAGCAGAAUGCAGCAGAUGCACUGAAUGAGAUAGAGGAGGUGGCACAGGAAGAUGGAGUGGCUUUGGUAGAGAGCCACAGUGAAGCAAUUGCAACUAAUCAAGCACUUCUUCCCAUGGAAAUUGAUGAAGAACAAGCAGGACCUAGUGGUCUUCAGCCUAGUGUAAACCUAGCACCUAUUACAGUACAUGAUUCAGACAGUGAAGAUGAAGAUGAAAACAUGGCAAGCUCAAGAUCCUGUAUCACAAACAGCAUUGCACAAAGUUACUCAGAUGGAGAGGAAAGAGUUAGAGAUCCAGUGGAAAUCCAGGAACCCUUAGCAGUGAGUGGUAAAGGCAAAGCUCCACUGCGGAAAAGAUGCAGUGCCAGUCGGGUGAAGCUUUUUCUGUCUGAGGAGAGCAGCUGUGAAAAGGGCUGUCAAGUCACCAGUGAGCAGAUUAAAGCAGAUAUGAAAGCAGCCAGUGAUGUGACCACAGAAAAAAAUAAAAACAAAGAUUGUAACCCAAGCUGUGGUGGGGACACUGGACCUUCAGGAAACUCAUCCGCUGCUGCUUCUCAAAACCUGGAAGAUGUCAGGAAAGCAGAUAGCUCUAAUGAGUCCCUUUCUGUAGCUGCAGAGGAUUCUGGGAAAUGUCUCUGUAGGAAUGAAGAUUCCAAUGAGCGGGAUGAUGAAGAUAAUUCUUUAUGCUCCAGGUGUUCCUGCUAUGUGCCGCAGAGCCAGCAAAAGAGAACUAAUGGAGGUUCUGAUGAUGAAUCUCCAUCUACCAGUGGAGCCUGUGGUACAAAUGGGCCAUCUGUGGGAGGAGCAGAACUUUCUCUGAGAACAUUAACAAACAGUGAUUCCUUAGGGGAAGCCAGCAAUGAGAGGACUAAUGAGGGUGUCGGUGGGAUUGCUAAUGAGGAGGGCAGUACUUUACAGCAAGCAAGGUUUGAAAUGGAAUACAAUGAAGAUUAUCCUCGUAGACCUUUAACAAGAGCCAGAAGUAGGCUUUCCCAUGUGCCUUUGGUGUCUCAGCCUGAAGCAGCUAAACCAAAAUCUCGACAUUCAGUGAAGAGAAAACGGACAGCUGACAAGUCCACAAGCACCAGUGAUCCUGUGAUUGAGGAUGACCACAUCCAGGUUUUGACACUCAAAUCAAAAAACCUUGUUGGAAUCACAUUGACUAACUGUGGCAUAACAGACCUGGUGCUGAAAGACUGCCCUAAAAUGAUGUUCAUUCAUGCCACCAGGUGUCGUGUUCUUAAGCACUUAAAAGUAGAGAAUGCACCCAUUGUCAAUCGAUUUGAUUAUGCUCAAUGCAAGAAAUUAAAUAUGGAUCAGGUCCUAGAUCAGAUACUUCGAAUGCCUCCAGAGAGAAACCGGAUUAUUUACCUUCGUCCAAUGCAACAGGUUGACACACUAACUCUUGAGCAAAAAAUAUUUAGUGGUCCUUACCCAUAUCAUAUCUGUGUCAUUCACGAAUUCAGUAACCCUCCAAAUGUUCGCAAUAAAGUCCGGAUUCGCAGCUGGAUGGACACGAUAGCAAAUAUCAAUCAAGAGCUUAUUAAAUAUGAAUUCUUUCCUGAAGCCACACGAACGGAAGACGAUCUAAAAAAAUACACAAGAUAUCCAUGGGGGAGAGACAUUUACACUCUAGAAGGUAUUGUGGAUGGAGCUCCCUAUUCAAUGAUAACUGAUUUUCCAUGGUUGAGGUCUCUGAGGACAGCUGAUCCUAAUGGCUAUGCAAGAUACGAUUUUGAAGAUGAUGAAAAGACUACUAUUUAUGCUCCCCGGAGAAAAGGACAACUGUCGGCAGAUAUCUGCAUGGAAACAAUAGGUGAAGAGAUCUCUGAACUCCGCCAGAUGAAGAAAGGGGUAUUCCAGAGGGUGGUUGCUAUCUUCAUCCAUUACUGUGAUGUUAAUGGGGAGCCAGUAGAAGACGAUUACAUCUGAAUGCAUCCAGCUGCAAGCUCUCUCAGCCCUUCCUGUGUUUUGACUGGCAUUGCCAGCACAGAAACCAGAUGGAUUUCACCCACUGCUGUAGUGCACUGAGAAGUCUGCGCAUUUGUAUGCUUCACAAUUAUUACCCCAACAUCUAUUGGAAGACUGUGUAGUAAAUGUAUCAGAAGUUGCAGUGAAUGCUGAGGACCCUACAUAAAAAUCCUCAUGAAGUUGACUUUAUUUCAUAUGUUUAUAUUACGAGAUUUAAUUAAAAUUUUAUUUUAAUGAAGGCAAUUAAUUACGGCAAGGCAAAAAAAAUUGAAUUUCUUAGCUCUUAUAAUUCAUAGCAGUAUUUUUGUUGGUUUGCCAGAAGCAAAAACCCUACAUAUGUUGUGUUCAGAAGCCACAGGAGUCUUUUAAUCUGUGCCUUCCCCCCUCCCUCUUACACAUCUAAGAGUCCAUCCUGAGUAAAUCUGUUGAACAGCCUUUGAGUCUUGUGCGUUUUUCAAGGGGAAGUGAAAUGACCUAAACCAGUGACAAAUGGCAGAAGAGGAAAAAGCAAGCAAUUAUCCCAAAAACCAAAUUAAAACCAGUCUGAGUGUUCAAAUGAAAGCACUAGUGGACUAGACGGUUCAAAGUAAAUAAAAAGCAAUAAACUAAUAAAUGAAUUUCCUCUGUUGCAGUUUUCUUCUUCAGUACAUAUAACUUUUUGGAAAGUACAAGUACAUUCUAUUUUUUUAAAGUAGUCCACUAGUUAUCUAUGUGUGGCUGCUCAGUGUUACUUUUGCCUGAAUUCUGUAAUGCUACUUUUUACAUCUGUUUGAUUGGAUUUACUCAAAACACAUUUCAUGAGUCCACUUGGAACGAUAAUUCUGCAUAGCUUUUUCAACAUCUUCUGACGGGGACUGACAAGUCUCAAAAAAUACUAUCUGUGUAAUAGCUUGUGUACUUAUAACUGGUAUCAUAGAAGUGAGCUAAACCAAAUAAUAUUGCCAAUAGUUAUUGUCCUGUCAGAAUACUUAAUUCAUCUGAAGUUUAUAGUAAUUUACUAUAUAAUAAGUAGAUUAACAUUUUGUUCCUAUUAUGUUAAUGAUGUGACAUUUAUUUCUAUUAUAAGAACAGUCAAAAAAGAAGAAUUGCAUUUCAGUUCCAUUGUUUAUUUGCUGUGUUGUGAACAGGGUGUUGUGAACCCUGAAAAUGACAACAUAUUCCUUUCUUCUCUGGAUGGCCUUGAGAUAGCUAAAUUAGUUGCAUAAUUAGGCAUUUCAAAAACAAGGUUACCAGUUCUCUCAAGUAAUAUAUUGAUACUAAACGUGACAUAAUCAAGGUUCAAAUAAAACACCAUUGCUUAAUAGCAGUUAGAUAUGAAUAGGUUUCCUGCUCAGCAAGUGGAAAUGUAUGGUGAUUGGUGUCCAAUCGUGUUUUUCUAUUAUGUAUGUCUCUAGAGAGCUUAUCUCUGCUUUUUCAUGCUGGUCUGAAGCAAUAAUUAUACUUUUUGCAUUCAUUAGUGACACUGAGAAGAGGAGUGUGUGAAAGGCAAGAAUAAAAAGCAUAAUCAAGGAUUUAUGUUCUAUAUUAGUACAGAACUAAGCCCCGUGCUAAAGUUGGCUUCAUUUUAUUUGUAUUUUUUUUAAUUGUAUAAACAAUAGUAAUUUGUAUGUAUAUUUAUCUGUGGUUGAGUUGUGUUUGAUGUGAGUGUCAGUGUUUGCACAAGAGCAUAUACGUAUACUGAUGUUAUCUGAAUCCCUUCUAUUUUGCUUUUUAUAAGAGCAAUUAAAAGAAUUGAACGUUAACUUUUCAAUGGUAACCUUUGAAAGACUGAAGUAACCAUUUCAAAUCAUAAAAUCAACUGUAUUUCCUUUGCAAGUCUCUUGGACCUAAGUUCAUGGUUGAUAUAUUUACAAUCUAUUAUUCCAUUAGCAAGGCUUCAUCCCUUUUGUUGAUACAUUGACUUUAGUAAUAGAACAGAGGAAAUGUCCUCAAACCCAGCCAACCACGGAUGUUUUAAUAAUCAUAUUUAUUUUUUAAAAGGGUAAUUGUCACUUCUAAAGUCUUUUGCUUAUCAGAACUCCUCAACCUUCAAAUGUUCCUCAAAAGUUCUACUGACACACUUGUUACUGAUUAUUUCUUCCUCUUCAUCUGUAUUUGUUUAAAAUAAAUAAGGCCAGAAGUGAAAGCAAACAGAAACGUUUCAGGGUAUAAAGAACUUCUGGGCACCCAAUAAAAAUGUAGAAUAUCUUAAAAGAACAUGCAAAGUUUGUUAUAACCACCUUAUGAAAUGAAUGAUUCUCUCAGUUGUCUAGUUCCAAUUUAAGAUACCAACACUCCCCCCAAAAUUGCACCCAUAGCAGAAAAAUGGAUACACAUACAGGUGAUAAAGUUGUCAGAGGGUCUGCAAUUCCAGUCAUGCUUGCAUUUUGUGUCAAAUAUAAUGUCAACCAAGGAAAGUAAGGCUGCUUGAAAAGCAGUUGCAUCUUUUUCCUUAAGCCAGCUUUUACAUUGUCAAAGAUCCCGAGUUAAUUUGGAAAAGAUGGGAACAUUUCUAAGAGCAAGUGAUGUAGCACAAUUUUAUUUUAAAUGCUCAACUGUUUACCAAGAAAGAGGUGAAGAAUUAUAAAAAUAUACAGAAUCAGAUAAUGUGGCAUUUAGAGCUCCAAAUGUUUUUAAAAUUGCAUCUGUUAAUGAUUUUCAGGAAAAGAGAUGUUAAACAACUUUUUUAGUUUAUUACCAAAGCUGAAAGUUUUCAUAGGUUGAUAGUUGUUCCUUGCUUCUCUACACAAUCUCUCCCAGUUAAAAUGCUGCUUUGCCAGCUCUCAGGCAAGGAACCUGAAGGAACAGAUGGAGCAGAUACAAUAUUAGAAAGCAAAUAUUUGUAUAAUUCCAUGUAACACCUGUAAGGAAAUUUGUUAAGGCAGAUGACACCCUACUUCAAAUCAUAUCUCCCAUUUAAUAGACAGGAAUAGGGAACAAUUGACAAAGCAGUCACAGAAGACUAUUAAUACCCUCGAAGAACUUGGAGACUAGCCAACAAAAUGUGUCAAGAUGAACUUUGCAAAUGAAUUAGGACAAAAGAUAUAUUUUUUUUAAAAAAAUGAAACUAACUUAUGAACCAUUUUCAUCAGUAAAGUAGAGGAAAGUCUUGAAGCAAUAUGAAGAUCAACAGAUCUUGAUUUUCUGGAAUACAGUUGGAUAUAGUGUAAAAGCAACAUCUUUGGAUUUUGAGAUUAUUAACUGAUUUUGUUAAACUUUUUGAAAAUGGUUUGCAUCCCUCAACAAUUACCAAGGGGGAAAAAAGAUAACUAAGAAACAUUAAGGAUCCGACAUAGCUGUAUUUUGAUUCUGCUAUUAUUGCUGGUGUUUUUAGUAUUGACACUUUUAUCUGAAUACUGAAAUUCUUUAUAUUUGCCUCAACAGAGAUCACCCUUCACUUGAUACUUCAAUAUUUUUUCAAUUUUGUUUAUUCAAGAAAAUUAAUGGGAGGAUUAAAUAUGAUCAUUCUUAAGUCUGUAGAAGAGAAUCUUAAGGCUUUUUCAUUACAAUAGUAAAAAUUAAUACAGACUAAAGUUAAAGAAAAGAAACUGAAAAGGAAAGAGAACAUAGGAAAAAGAAAAGAAAUAUAUAAAGAUGUGACUUCCAAUCUUCAUCACAAGUAUACCCCCUAUAAGAUUAAAUAGAUCUUCCUUCAUCCCAUAUCCCAUCUUUUAUCUGUAAGCAAGUCCAUAAAACAUCCACUUCUCAAUCCUGGAAAUAGCUAUAAAGAGUUGGAAAACCUUUAACCUUAAUCAAAUAAACCAACCUUAUAUUCCUACUUUUUUACUUCUAACAGUUUUAAUCCUUAAUUAAAUUGAAUACUGUUGUAGGAUUUUAUCUUGAUUAUUUUUCCCACUGCACAGAUUUCUUCAAGGCUUUGGCUUUUUAAUAUAAUUUUUAAUUAAAAGUUUUAGAGUAUAAAAACUCCCACCAACUAAUAAAAAAGCAGAAAAAGAAAGAAAAAGGACAAAGUGCAAAAAAAAAAAGAAUAAAAAGAAAUAGAAACUUCUGAUUACCUUUGCAACAAAUAUAGGUACGGUUACAAAGGUAUCUCUUAUUAUGAUUAUUAAAAAAAAGUUAAGUCUUUUAUAUUAUCCAGAUUUUAGUUUUAAUCAUCAAAAGUACAAUUCAUAAAUGCAUUUUGUUCCAUUUUAUGCAAAAGGUCUAUAAAGGGCUUCAAUCAAUCAUAAAUGUAUAUAUUGUUUUUUCUCUAAUCAAAGAAGUUAAUUUAGCCACGUACACAAGUUACAUCAUCUUCACCAAAACAAGUCCUUUUGUAGGUCCAAUAAGAAAACAUUUUCCAGGCCACUAUCAUGGUUUAUAAUUUGUAUUUUUCUUUUAAUUUCCUCAGUUGGUUUCUUGUAUAUAUCCAGCAAAGCAUCCUUUUCAAAAUCAUCACAGCCGUGCCAUUUGUGGUUCCACAUUCUGUACUUUAGCUAUCUUAUCUGAUAAAAAAUUGUUCCAUAGCCAUCAUUUACAUGUAAUGUAAAACUGACAGCUGGUCUUUGACCAUAAAUAAAAUGUUUGUGUGUA